CGCGGGAGAUUCAAACUUCCCAGCUGGGAGCAGUAGCAGGUCCGCGGCUGGCCGGAGAUGGAGCGGCUGGAGAUGGAGCAGCCCCGGCGGGAGGGCGCCAUCGCCGGGCCGGUGCCGGAGCGGACGGGCUAUGAGCGCCUUACAGCGGACGAGAUGGAUGCCCAGAGGCAUCGGAACGUGGCCUACCAGUAUCUCUGUCGCCUUGAGGAAGCCAAACGCUGGAUGGAGGCUUGCUUGGAGGAGGAGCUGGCCUCGCCUACCGAACUGGAGGAGAGUUUGCGGAACGGGGUCAUCUUGGCCAAGCUCGGCCACUUCUUUGCUCCGGACGUGGUCCCCCGGAGGAAGAUCUACGACCUGGACCAGGCCCACUUCAAGGCGUGUGGGCUGCAUUUCCGUCACACAGACAACAUCAACCGCUGGCGGGAGGCCAUGAGCCACGUGGGACUCCCCACGAUCUUCCACCCCGAGACGACGGACAUCUAUGACAAGAAGAACAUGCCCCGCGUGGUUUAUUGCAUUCAUGCCCUGAGUUUGUUCCUGUUCAGACUCAGGCUGGCUCCCCAGAUCCAAGACCUGUACGGGAAAGUCAAGUUCACAGAUGAAGAAAUAAGCCAUAUGAGGUCCGAGCUGGAUAAAUACGGCCUGCAGCUUCCAGUCUUCAGCAAAAUCGGUGGGAUCCUCGUCAGCGAGCUCUCGGUGGAUGAAGCAGCAGUCCACGCCGCGGUCCUGGCCAUCAACGAAGCCGUGGAGGCCGGGGUUGUGGAGCAGACGGCCGCCGCCCUGCGCAACCCCAGUGCUCUGCUGGCCAACCUCCGGGAGAACCUGGCUGCUGUCUACCAGGAGAUGCUCUACCGGGCCAAGGCGGCCAAGAACCAGCACCUGCAAGAUGUCCCGGAAGGGGGAGACAUCUACUCCUGGUGCCUGACGCAGGCCGAGAUCCAGAGCAACGUCGACAAGGUGAACGUGACAGGCGCGCUAGAAGUGGUGGAUGACGCCCUGGAGGGGCAGGACCCCCAGGCCUUGCACUGCGCUCUGCAGGAUCCCGCUCUGGCCUUGAGGAACCUGCAGCGGGAGAACGCGGAUUGGUACCUGGACCAGCUCAGUGGCGACCGGGAGCAGAAAGCCCUGGAGCUGGGCUACGUUGAUCUGCUGGAGCCGGAGGAAAUCCAGGCCGGGGUUUAUGCAGCCAACGAAAGGGGGGGUCGGGAGCGAGCUGCGAGGCAGGCCGUGAGCCAGAUCAACGCUGCGCUUCGGAGGGGAGUGGCGGAAGAGACGGUGCGGGCCCUGAGGCGCCCCGAGGCGCAGCUGCCGGAGGUCUUCUCCUUUGCUGCUCCGCUGUACCAGGCAGAGCUGGCUGCCCUGCAGAGGCAGCAUCUGCAGGGGGAGCUGGUCCCAGAGGAGCUCUUUGUGGCGGUGGAGAUGCUGUCUGGGGUGGCGCUGGUCAACCAGGCCCUGGAGGACGGGGACGCUCGCAGCUGCUGGAGGAGCCUGGCCAGCCCCAGGCUGGGCCUCUCGGAGCUGGAGGAUAGCCACGCUCAGCGCUAUUUCGAGGACUUGUCCAAACAGAAGAACCGGCUCCUGGGGGGUUUCCUCGGCUGGAACGAGAUCCAGGCCUCCGUGAACGGCGUGAAUGUUGCCGCCCAGGAGGAAAGCGACAAAGUUGCUGCCAUCCGGCUGAUCAACGCAGCUCUGGAGCAGGGUGACGCCGAGAAGACCUUCACGGCCCUGCUGCUGCCGGCUGCCGGCCUCUGCGAAGUAGCGCUUCCCACGGCAGAGCGGUACCAUGCCGUGCUGACCGCGGCACGGAGGCAGAAAGCUCAGGUGACGGGGGAUGCUGGAGCCAUGUUGUGGUGGGAGGAGAUCCAGGAGGGCGUCUCCAGAGCCAACCAGGACACCCAAGCAGCAAAGAGAAUGGCUCUGGGCCUCGCUGCCAUCAACCAGGCCAUCAAGGAAGGGAACGCGGCACAGACGGUCCGAGUCCUGCGCAACCCGGACGUCUCUCUGUGCGGCGUGGUGGCGGAGUGUGCCAGGGCCUACCAGGCGCGGCUGGGGGGCCUCCUGGCAUCCAGGAAGCCCGCAGGGACCCCCACAGCCCACUGGGUCCGGCACCGGUUGAAGGACGGGGCCGAGUAUUACUUCAGCCUGCAGACGUUUGAGGGCUCGUGGGCCCGGCCGCGCCCCUGCCUGCUUCACGCCACGCAUCUCAGCCGGGAGGAAAUCCAGUCCACAAUCGCCAGUGUGACGGCGGCCCACAACCAGGAGCUCCUGUGGGCAUCCCGCAUCCCGCUGGUCGUCCGGCUGCAGGCCCGCAUGCGUGGCUUCCUGGCCCGGCAGGCCUUCCUGGCCCACCGGCACCUCUUCUCUCGGCAAGUGCCGGCUGCUAUUAAGAUCCAGGCCUGCUGGCGGGGAUGCCGGCAACGGAGGAGUUACCUGGAGAGGCUGCGGCAUUUGCGGAGGAACGUGGGCGCUGUGACCAAGAUCCAGGCGUGGGUGCGGAUGUGGCGUGCGCGCAGGCGCUAUCGGGAGCGUCUGCGCUACUUCAGGGAAAACGUGAAAGCUGUCAUCAAAAUCCAGGCGUUCGUACGAGCGAAUAAGGCACGAGGAGAUUACAGGCUGCUGGUGCACUGCCAGGACCCCCCUCUCGGCGUUGUCCGCCGGUUUGCCCACCUGCUGGAGCAGAGCCGGCACGACUACUGGGAGGAGGCGGAGCUGCUGGAGCUGCAGGCGAGUGCCGUGCGCGGGAUCCGCUCCAACCGGCAGCUGGAGAGCGACCUCGGCCUCAUGGACCUCAAGAUCGGGCUGCUGGUCAAGAACCGGAUCACCCUGCAGGAGGUGGUCUCUCACUGCAAGAAGCUGACCAGGAAGAACAAGGAGCAGCUGUCCGCCAUGGUGGCCGGGCGGGAUAAGCCGCAGGGGCUGAAGGCGCUCAGCAGGGAGAAGCAGAGGGCCCUGCAGGCCUACCAGCACCUCUUCUACCAGCUGCAGACCCAGCCGGCCUACCUGGCCAGGCUGGUCAUGCAGAUGCCGCAGAACAAGUCCACGAAGUUCAUGGAGUCGGUGGUCUUCACGCUCUACAGCUACGCCGCCAGCCCCAGAGAGGCCUUCCUCCUGCUCCAGCUCUUCCGGAGCGCCGUGCGGGAGGAGAUCGCGUCCAGAGUUGACCAGAUCCGUGACAUCCUCACGGGGAACCCCACGGUCAUCCGCCUGGUGGUGAGCUUCUACCGCAGCGCCCGUGGGCAGGACGCCUUGCGCCAGAUCCUGGGGGGUCCCGUGCAGGAGGUGCUGCAGAACAAAACCCUCAGCCUCCGGACCAGCCCUGUGGAGAUCUACAAAGGGUGGAUCAACCAAAUGGAGUCCCAGAGCGGGCAGAGGAGUAACCUCGCAUACGAUGUCAGCCCCGAACAAGCCCUCAGUCACCCCGAGGUCCAGAGGCGGCUGGACAUCUCCAUCCGGAAUCUCCUGGCAGUGACGGACAAGUUCCUCUCGGCCAUCACGUCUUCCGUGGACAUGAUUCCUUAUGGGAUGCGCUACGUUGCCAAAGUCCUGAAGUCGUCCUUAAUGGAGAAGUUCCCCAACGCUGCCGAGGACGAGAUCUACAAGGUGGUCGGGAACCUCCUCUACUAUCGCUUCAUGAACCCGGCUGUGGUGGCCCCGGAUGGCUUUGACAUCGUGGACCUCUCGGCUGGGGUAGCGCUGCACCCCGACCACAGGCGCAACUUGGGCUCCGUUGCCAAGAUCUUGCAGCACGCAGCCGCCCACCAGCCCUUCGACGGGGAGAACGGGCACCUGCGGGUGGUGAACCAGUACUUGGAGGAAGCGCACCACAAAUUCAGGCGCUUCUUCAGGGCAGCCUGUUCCGUUCCCGAGCCAGAAGCCCGGUUUCACGUGGACAAGUACUCGGAGAUGGUGGCCCUCGCCAGACCCGUGGUCUACAUCACGGCCGAGGAGCUGAUUAACACUCACAAGCUGCUGCUUGAGCACCAGCGCUCGGUGGCUCCCGACCCUCAAGACCCUCUCCACCAGCUCCUGGAAGAUCUCGGGGAACUGCCCACCCUCCAGUCCUUAAUAGGCGCAAGUGUGGGGAAUGGCGCUGACGGAAAUGCGGAGCAAGCCCUCUCGCGCCUGGGCAAAACGGAAGUCUCGCUCACCCUGAGCAGCAAGUUUGAGAUGGUGGAGACGGACCACGAGGGGUCAGACGUCAAGAGCUUGCUGCUGAGCACCAAGCAGAUGCUGGUGGACAUAAUCCAGUCGCAGCCUGGGGAUUCCCUCGUGGAGAUACUGCGGGCGAAGGUGACGGAGGAUCAGGAAGCUGCCCACCGCCACCUCCUGGAGAGCAGGGCCUGGCGCAGUGCCCGGGCUCCAAGCCAGCUGAGGCGGCACUGCUCUCUGGCCGGCAGCAGCCGCCUCCCGCUGGAGGAGAAGAAGCGGAAGGUGCUCCGGAACCUGAGGCGGCUGGAGAGCCUGGGGCUCGUGGACGCCGCCGACCAGUACCAGGCCAUCAUCAACCAGCUGGCCCAGGACGUCCGCAACCAGAGGCGGCACCGGCAGCUGCGGAAGGCCGAGCUGGCCGCCCUGCGCCGGACCCUGCAGGGCCUCCAGGCCAAGCGGCUGUUCUUCGAGGAGCAGGUGGACUUCUACCAGCAGUACAUCCGGACCUGCCUGGAGGGCCUGGCCCUGAAGAGCAAGCCUAGCAAGAAACAGGCGACUCUGCAUUACACGGCAGCCCGUCUCUUCGAAAAGGGGGUCUUGCUUGAGAUUGAAGAUCUCCCGGCCAGCCAGCUGAGGAACGUCGUUUUUGACAUUAUUCCCUGUGAGGAAGCCGGGAAGUUCCAGGUGAAGGCCAAGCUCCUAGGCAUCGAGAUGGAGAGGUUUCAGCUCCACUAUCAGGAUCUCCUCCAGCUCCAGUACGAAGGCGUGGCCGUCAUGAAGAUGUUUGGCAGGGCCAGGAUCAACGUCAACCUUCUCAUCUUCCUUCUCAACAAGAAGUUUUUCAAGAAGUGAUCGGAGGCCCUGGGCAACGGGCACAGGCAGGGGUGCCGAAAGGAUGCCCAAGACAGACUGGUGCUUUGGGGUGGGGGGCAUCUCUCCCCCUGCCCCCCCCCCAGCAAUCAACUGGAAGCAGUGAUCUCCCCAUCCUCACGGGAGGUGGCCAACUGCUUAAUACUCAAGGGCCCUAACCCUCAAGGGCCCCCCCGCCAUAGGGAAUGAUGCUCCCUGCAACACCACCACCGCCUUCUGUCCGUGCAUGUCGAACCCUAACUGCGACCCCCUCUUGCUGAUGCACUAGUCUUCUGUGUGCAGGGGAUGUCCGCCUCCACAGCAAACUGCAGGGCCCGGGCGUAAGCGGUCUGCCUUUUGGUGCACUCCAGUUCUUAGAUUCCCACAGCCGGGGAAGGCCUUUGACACUGCAGAGCCUGGGCUCCUCAGGGAGUGAGGAGGAGCAGAAGAGCUCAGGGGGCCCUUCCCAGGCACCCUCCAGAGAGCCCAGUGGCCCUCUCAAGUGGCCACUCUGCACGCUGCCGCCCCCCCCCCCCCGCUGGCGGUCCCUGCCUCGUCUUGGCCGCUCCCAUUUCCUGAGCUGCUGGGAGGUAUUUCCCAGAAGGGCCUCGGAGAACAACUCCCAUCAUCCAUGCGCCUGUGGCCCUUGGGGCUGGCGGUGAUGGGAGUUGUAUUCCAGCCCCAUCUGGCCAAGGCCCCUUAGGCUCCCUCGAAGAUCUCUCGAGGCCAGGGGGCUCUUUUGGGCAGCCUGGGGCAACAGAGCACUAAUUCCUUGGCUAACCUUUGAAUCUUCGGCAAGGCCUUCUCCUCUUCGGCCCAGGAUACUUUCCUUCCUUAUCCUGCAUGUGUACCCAUAAUAUAUAUUUGCUUCGCUCUGUGUUAGAAGCUUAAGUUAUUCAUAAACCUGGAAUUCCCAGUUGUUAGGAGAACCAAAUCCUGGAGCACACGGAACGUGUGUUAGUUUCCUCCCCCAGCCUUCUAGCCUGCACUUCACUGAGGACUCCUACAAGAUAUCUGCUGAUAACAUCAGAGGUCCCAGAAAACCUCCUGUGGGUUUUGUUUUUUGUUUUUACACCGGUGUAAGGCUUGCUUGGAAGCAGUAGCCAAAGACGAGGAAUUAAGGAUACCCGCCUGAGCAUUUUGAAAUCUGGUCAGAAUAACCUUGUGCUAUGCAUGGCUGCGUGGCGUGUUAAUGCCGGUCAAUUUUAGUUUGCCAUGUGCCGUUCUUUUAAAACAUGCCCUCCUCUGCAUCUGGCGGCUUUUGGGUGCUAGUUGCACAUCUGGGUGGGAGGGUGGCUUAGCUCAUGGGAGCUGCCAGUGAUCAUUAAAGGACUUUGACAUGUUUUUUAAAAAUAAAAUAAUUGCAUGCAA
This is a messenger RNA of Hemicordylus capensis (graceful crag lizard), 6369 nucleotides long. It is a transcript of the gene IQGAP3, whose product is annotated as IQ motif containing GTPase activating protein 3. The coding region runs from base 58 to 5001 and encodes 1647 amino acids. Gene Ontology annotation, biological process: regulation of actin cytoskeleton organization; regulation of GTPase activity. Gene Ontology annotation, molecular function: calmodulin binding; GTPase activator activity; actin filament binding. Gene Ontology annotation, cellular component: cytoplasm. The record is from RefSeq and is a predicted model, not a curated record. The transcript is spliced from 38 exons. Lineage: Eukaryota; Metazoa; Chordata; Lepidosauria; Squamata; Cordylidae.